UUUUAAACUGAAGUUAUACAAAAGUUUAUUAGUUUCGCACCGAAUCUAAAACUUUUGUCAGCAAAUUUAGCUACACAAAUUCCCUGGUUGAUAAUCAGCUGUUUCUGUAUUUCUUUGUGAAAUACCAAAUGAAGUCACUGGUUUGUUAAAAUUGUAAUUGUACUUCUAAAUUUAAACUCUGGGACGUCAAAAUUUCAGCCGAGCUCCGUACUAGAGUUGAAAUGCAGAACGUUAAAGUUGUUAGAAGGCAAUCCACAGCUGAAGAGGCCUCAAAACGAAAAGGACCAACUGCCAGAACUGAAGAAAAACCAAGUUCUGGAAUGGCGAAAAAAGAGACCAAGUUGCCCCUGAUGGGAUCUGUUAAACCUGAUAGAAAAUUGCAAAAGAAUGAAACCAACAAAGUGGAAGCGAAAUUAAUCUCAGAACUUAAAGUUGGUCUUACGAAGAAACGAGUAGGAGCAGAUAGAAGAAACAUGAUUCCCUUUGAUCAGUUUAAAAAGCAAACCGAUUUGAAAAACGAUCCUGAGAAGAAAAGUAAAAUUGAAGAAGAAAAGCUAACCAAAGCUUCCUUAAGAGCCAGAUUGAAAGCCCCAGAUUUCCACCCAAAUAAUAUAAUUCAUUAUAACGAAGAGUUUAAAAACAAUAAAAUUGGUGAUGAGGAAUGCCAUCUCAACCAUAUGAGACUAAACAAUUCAAAUAAAGAUGGGCUGGCGUCAGAUAUACUGCAGAAGCUCAGGGACAAAUUUGAAUAUGUGGACUCUAUGCCAAAAGGUCAAGCGUCCUUUGGGGAACUUCGAAGCAUACUGGCUAACGAAAAAAAAUCGGGUGAUGAGAAGGUAGAUGCUUUAAAACAAGCUCAUGAUGCAAUAAGCCGAUACAAGGCGGUGCUCCGACCCGAAGAAAAGACCGAGAUGAACUUAAUUGAAGACAAAACUUACGCCAGAGAAAAGCUUCGAUCCAGGAUUUUAAGGCAACUUUUUGAUGAAUGCCUAGACGACGUGGUGAAAGAAGUGAACACCAAUCAUAAAAUUGUCAAAAAGAAAGUUUUCCAACCUUGUAUUGAAGGUAUGAUCACAGAUAUCGAAGAUGCGUGUAAAGAGCUUGACACAUUCGAUAGCGAUAUGGAUCCAAAACUAUUACAGAAUCUCGAUAAAAUAUUGUUGAAAUGGAGAGAACCCCUGAACAGAGAAGCGAAAAAGCAAAUAUACAAACAAUCCUUUAAAGAGUUUUUCACUCAAAGGAAGCAAGAGCUACGGAGUAAUAUAACAAAAUAAAUGAGAUUUACUAUCUUCAAUUAUCCAAUAAAAGAAAUUAAUUUUA
This is a messenger RNA of Cimex lectularius (bed bug), 1320 nucleotides long. RefSeq lists its product as uncharacterized. NCBI's taxonomy places the organism in Eukaryota, Metazoa, Arthropoda, Insecta, Hemiptera, Cimicidae. Bases 222 to 1274 code for a protein of 350 amino acids. The record is from RefSeq and is a predicted model, not a curated record. The transcript has 11 exons.